Molecule: messenger RNA, 1696 nt
Organism: Scomber scombrus (Atlantic mackerel)
Lineage: Eukaryota; Metazoa; Chordata; Actinopteri; Scombriformes; Scombridae
Product: DNA damage-inducible transcript 4-like protein
Exons: 3
Coding region: 135-716 (193 amino acids)
Biological process (GO): negative regulation of signal transduction
Cellular component (GO): cytoplasm
Source: RefSeq, a predicted model, not a curated record
AAAAGACAUGCGCCUAUGAAUUUAUUUAUGAGAAACCGUCUAAACUAAAUUAUUUUGCACUAAAUAAUAUUUAAGGCAGCUUUGCUUAAACCACAGGAAAGCAGCCCACUCCUGGAGAAAUCAAGACUGUCACCAUGGUUGCCACAAGCACAUUAAAGACCAAAAGCAGCGACUGCAUAUCGGAUUUGGUUGAGCGAAGAUAUGACCAGGCUUGCAUUGAGAAAGAACUGGAUUUCUGGGAUCACUGCUUGGCUGAGCCCCAGAGGAGUGCAGAUGUCUCUGAAGACAGAACCUGUCAACAGCUGGCCAAGAUGUUUGAGAACUGCCUGUCACGAGCCAAGAAGACAACGCUGCACUGCUCCUCUGUGCUGGUACCCGAGAAGCUCACGCGGAGGAUAGCUCGGGAAGUCCUGCGUCUGGCGUCUUGUGAGCCGUGCGGCCUGCGUGGCUGCGUCCUUUAUAUCCACCUGGAGCUGGACAAGGGCUGCAAGAGGCUGGAGCGCAUCGUGUACGACGCCGCUGUGGUGCCCACGUUUGAACUGACACUUGUGUUUAAGCAGGAUGGCACAGCCUGGCCCAGUCUGCGGGACUUCCUCUUUAUGGGAACCUGCUUUGCCCCAUCUUUCAGACAUGUACUUAAACUGAGUCCAGGUUUCCGACUCGUCAAGAAAAAACUGUACUCCUCCUCGGCUGGUACCGUGGUAGAGGAGUGCUGAACUUUGAGGGAGAUUAGAGUGGGAUAAUGGGUUUCCUGUGGGUAAAUGCACUUCUGCCCCAAUGUAAAAGACACAUUUUCUACAGUGUUUUUGUAAUACAGUUUGUCAGUUUAUCUAAUAGCAGCCAGUCAGUUCCUGAGUGACUGUUUGAAACUUGGGAUACAAAGUUGAAAGCUUAUGCAUAAAUGAGCCUGAUAGUUCUGGUUUGGCUUCAGUGUUUCUAAGUGCUUUUUUUUUUAUCAGCAAAAUUGUAAUGUUCUGGAUGUUUUGUUUUCUAAUAAGAGCAUUUGUUGUCCAGACACAAUUUUAAAUUGUACAUUUUGCAAAUGAAUGUAAAACUGUUAAUGUUUGAGAGGGACAUGCAUACCAUGGGUACACUUUUGUGUACACUUUUUUCACUAGCCACUUUGUUGAUGCAUCUGCGUGUUUCCAGAUACAUUGAAUGUGUUCAGCAACAGUAAACACUCCUAGGCUUGAAUAAGAGACUGAAAUUUAGGCAGUCUUUUGGGGGCCAUAUGUAGCUAGUUGUGUUUUGUGCUGUAUUUAGGGCUGCAGAUAUUUAAGCCACUGAAUGUCUUGUAAAGAUGCUGCUGUCACGGUGUGGGCUUCUCACACUUAGGGAAUGUGGAUGCCUUAAACGUCAUAUCGUAAGUGUUUGGUUUGUUUGUUUUCCUCCACUCAGAUCACCGCUAUUUGUAAGUUUUAGUGUCAGUUUUUUUUUUAUUCCUUUUUUUUAACGCCCCUCCUUUCCGCUAGACACACCUUUUCAAUGCAGAGCCUUUAUAGAUUAAUAAAAGGAUGGAUCACUCAAAUGUGAAAGCUUAUCUGUUUUUGUCAUUUGAUAACAGGGAGGUGCAAUGAAAUUACUGGAGGUCCAGCUGGGUUUUUUUUUUUUUUUUUUGGUGAAUUCCCUAGUUUGCAAACUUUUGUAUGCCAUUUGAACUCUAUUGAAACUCGUCCUUGUCUAUUAGACAAUAAAA